Molecule: messenger RNA, 1128 nt
Organism: Lates calcarifer (barramundi perch)
Lineage: Eukaryota; Metazoa; Chordata; Actinopteri; Centropomidae
Gene: pdf
Product: peptide deformylase, mitochondrial
Exons: 3
Coding region: 370-969 (199 amino acids)
Biological process (GO): peptidyl-methionine modification; N-terminal protein amino acid modification
Cellular component (GO): mitochondrion
Molecular function (GO): peptide deformylase activity
Source: RefSeq, a predicted model, not a curated record
CGUUAUUGACUCGGAAGUAGUUUUACUCAGCUGAGACUCCUCGCUUUGGAUGUUUUCUCAUACUCUUCGCACCGUCCUGACCUUCUGCCCUGAAUGUGUGGUGGUCCCGUUCCGUUAGCAUGGGAGCGCUAUACUAGUGUCAGCACUGUGCGCCAGCUCCUGAUGUGAUACCUCCUAGCUGCAGCUCCACCAUGACCACAAAAUCGUGUGUAUCUCUGCUCCAGCUCUCCAGACUGGGGCUCAGACUUUGCACAUCCAACUGCAGAGCCACAAGCUUGGGUUUAACAACAGUGACUUCCACUUCGUCUUUCUUUUACCUCACCCUAUUCACCUGUGUCCUGCAGACGCUAUUACUGCAGCAAUGUCAGGAUGCGCUCCUAUCUUCAGUACCUAAAACACAAGAUUAUAUCCCCUCCCAGUCCCCCAUAUACUCAUGUGUGCCAGGUAGGGGACCCAGUGCUACGUUCACAUGCCGCUGCUGUUGACCCUGCAGCUAUAACAGGCCCUGAGAUCCAAAAGGUCAUCAACACCAUGGUGAAAGUGAUGCGGAAACUAAAUUGUGUGGGACUGAGUGCACCUCAGAUUGGAGUGCCACUGCGCAUCAUGGUCCUGGAAUAUCCUGAGAGCAUGCUGGCAGACAGUUCGACUGCAUCGAGGGAGGCCCGUGGUAUCUCCGUCCAGCCCCUGAGGAUCUUUGUCAACCCCCAAAUGAGGGUUCUGGAUGGACAGACUGUGCUCUUUCAGGAAGCCUGUGAGAGCAUCUCAGGCUUCUCUGCCACAGUCCCUCGCUACCUGUCUGUGGAAGUAUCUGGUCUGAAUGAAAAGUGUGAAGCUGUCACAUGGCAGGCCAGUGGCUGGCCAGCUCGUAUCGUCCAACAUGAGAUGGACCACCUGAAUGGGGUCCUCUACAUUGACCGCAUGGACAGCAAGACCUUCAUCAACAUCAACUGGCAGAUACACAAUGAAUAGAAAACAGACAAAUGCCCAGGACAGCCUACACUGUGUCAUGAAAGCUUUAACAUUUACUGUUCUGAGCACACACUGUCUGAUUAAACUUAAUAAUAGACUGAGUGAAUCAUGUCUGCCACCACCACAAUGAAUAAAUACCACUAUGGUACACUCUUUAAA